AUGGCCAAAAUGAAAACUGGCCGAGGGAUUUUUAAAUCAGCAAUAAACGCCGGUUGUUUUGUUCUUCUUCUCUGGCCUCCCCCUCCUGCCAUCACCAUGGACUCCUCUCCGAUCCUUCGUCAACAAAGUCAGAACAAAAUCCGAAGUGACUUUCAAAGAAUGAAUAAUGAACACAAUAAAAAACAAGCAAGUCCAAAGCGUGUCAAGCCAUUGCCAUCAUCCCAUCUCUCCAAAAAAGACAGCGAGAACAAAGAUCCAGCAGAAUCCUGUUUGAAACCACCUUUGCAACAAGUUGUAAGCAGGCUUCCAGUACUUGCGAAGUCCGUUCGUCUGCAGACUCCGUCUGACUUCGGACAGUCCCACCUCAGGUGGGAAGAGAAACCUUUAGCUGGCAAAACCAAGAAGAAAAAGCCAUGCACUCGGCCUGUACCGUUCAAUCUGUCACAGCCCAAAAACACUAAAAUGGCAAAUGAAAGUCGGCAACAUUUAACUUCUCUGCAAUCUCAGACUCUUUCAAUACGACCUCAAAAAAAGAUUUGCAGUUCAAAAAUGACUGAACACAGAGAUGUGCUAAACAAUAACAUGCACUCAGGUAAGGCCGUGGGGAAGUCUCAUGGAACAUCCAAACAAAAAACAUCCCACCUGUCGGGACAGUCUGGUCUGUCCAACACCUUAAAGACUUCAGCCACUUUGUCAAACCCUCUGUCAUCUGUUCCUGGUACCGCAUUACAUCAAAAGAAAGCCACAUCCUGUGCACAGCCUGUUCUGGGUGCAGAGGUUUGUCUGGACAACAUGAACCUGCUCAGCCUCAAAGAGCCACACAGCACUUUGAAAACAGAUCAGACUCCACAGCUAACCAUUCCGGACCCUCCUGCUAAAGCUUUGAAUGGAGACAACUUCCAGCCAGAUCAUGCUGCUUUGCUAAGUAUCCUUCGAAAUGAGGGAGUUAGUGUUGCAGGCCAGGUGUCUGCAUUUCCUCACUCUAAACCUUUCCUGCCACAGCGAGUGUCCAUCUUGAAGAGUCGGCAAAAAGCCGGACCCACCACAGGUCCAGUGAGGUCAGCUGGGUUCUCACCGGACCCCGCUGCUCUCCAGAGUAUCCUCCUGAACGAGGGUGUGAAGAACCCAGUGGCUGCCACCCCUAGAGGUUCAGUCUGUCCGCCUGGCAGAGCCACAUCCAUCUAUACCGCUCAGAGAGUGCCUGUUAGAAAAAACACUGCGGAUCCAACUGGUGGUCGAGUGGCAGCACCCAAAGAGACUCCACUGAAGAAAUGGACUCCACAGAGAGUCCGCAACACCAAGCAUCAGCCCAUGUCUGCUAUGAAAUGGCAUCAGCAGACACAGCAGUCUCCAUACGUCACUCCUGCACCCAUGAGCAGCAGAAGCAACAUUCAGCCACAUCAGGAGGAAGUUGUCCAGAGAUUAUUCGAUGAUCCAGAAGAUGAGCCGAGCACCAACGUGACGGACAAAGCUGCUGCGCCACAAGCAGAAGAGUUUCCGCUUCAGCCCUCAUCUAAUAAGCAUCUUUGUGAAGGAGACACGAGCAGGACCAGCAGUGAUGAUGAUGAUGAUGAGCAGAAGACAUAUGAAGCACCGCCCAGAGAGUCCGUCAUUUUUUUCUCGACGGGCAAAAAGUUGUUGAGGGCACCGCGCUUUGAGAACCUGAAGAGUGCAGCUCUGCAGGAUCAGCCUGGUGCAGUGUGGGCCCAACAGAGAGGAGAGCCCACAGGUCUCAGCAACCCCUCGUUUCAGUGUCUGAACACAGAGCUCAUUCUCCAGAAGUCCUGCUCAUUAAACCCUGCGAUGGCCAUGCUUCGGAAGCGUCUCCCUCCUCUAGAGGAGCUGCGGAUGGAUGAAGAGGUGGCCACCUACACCGCCGUGUCCAUCCCUGCCACUCCCGGGUUUGUCCCCCCUCGGCCUCGCUGUGGAAACCCGCUGGCCUCCAUCCUGCACUUUGAGGACUCCACAAGAUUUGUUCCAAUUGACUGUGAUGUUUCUUCCAGUCCACCACUGCACGAGAGAUAAUUUGCACUACAUCGAGCCGUUUCUAGUUUCCUUUAACACUGAAAAGCUCACCUCUGUGUACUGAUUUUAAAAGUGACGUCACUGCCUGUAAACUAGUUUCUGCAGACUUUCGGAUCUUUUUCAUAGCUAAAGCGUCAUUGAAUUAGGUAUUCAGAUUUACUAACAGAUAUUUUGUGUACUGAAAAUAUUUCUGAGUGUAUUAUAUGUAAUAAAUAUAUGAUUGUUACUUAUGGGCC
Molecule: messenger RNA, 2261 nt
Organism: Menidia menidia (Atlantic silverside)
Lineage: Eukaryota; Metazoa; Chordata; Actinopteri; Atheriniformes; Atherinopsidae
Source: the annotation of a GenBank genome assembly